ACCUCAUCGCACCUCUUUGACUAUGGCUCUACUGCCAACGGCGGUGACAGCUCCUUCUACACCUCUCUGAUCUCAGAUGUCCACUACACCACCCCGAGGGACUCCACCUAUUUAAAAAAAACAGCAGGAAAACAGCCCCAUUCCCUGCUCGGGCAGCACAGAAGGGUUUAACACACUGGGGCAUCCUGUUCAAGAUGUGACUGGGUUUGAGUCCCGUGGCUUGUUUAGCUCAGAUUCGGGAAUAGAGAUGACUCCUGCAGAAUCUACUGAAGUUGAUAAAACCUUAGCAGAUCCCAUGAAAGUAGAAGCUUAUAAAUACAUGGACAUAAGUAGAUCAGAAGAAAUAAAAUACCAAGAAAAGCAUGACCCUGACUCAGAAGAUGAGAGUCCGGGCCUUAUUGAUAAGUACCAGGGAAUACCCACCAGGACGAAGACAGUCAAUGAGCAAGACCUGCUUGAAGACACAAGGUCUGGAGAUCAGCAUAGUGCCUCCAUGGUUACAGCCCCUGUCAAGAUCACACUCACCGAGAUAGAAAGCGCUGGGGAAGCUGCCAGCAAAAAGUCGAGCCCAACUCAACUGGAGACCGGCCUGAAGCCGAGCUGUGAGGUGGUACCAACAGUGACAGUGUCAGAGCCAGAAGAUGACAGCCCAGGGUCUGUCACGCCACCAUCCUCUGGCACAGAACCGUCUGGCUCAGAGUCGCAGGGCAAAGGCAGCCUGUCGGAAGAUGAACUCAUCAGUGCCAUCAAGGAAGCAAAAAGCUUUUCUUUUGAGAAUGCAGAUGUGCAGCGGUCACCAGCCCCUUCUGUUGAGAAGAGAGACCAGCGGGUGAAACCUGGGCGUCCCACUGUCUCCUCACCCCUGGAUAAUGAAGCCAGCAGCGCCGAGUCAGGGGACUCAGAGAUCGAGCUGGUCUCAGAGGACCCACUGGCUGCCGAGGACGUGCUGCACUCCAACUACAUGACCUUCAGCCACAUUGGAGGGCCCCCUCCAUCGCCCGCCUCCCCCUCCAUCCAGUACAGCAUCCUACGGGAGGAGCGGGAGGCAGAGCUUGACAGCGAGCUCAUCAUUGAGUCCUGUGACGCCUCGUCAGCCUCUGAAGAGAGCCCAAAGAGGGAGCAGGACUCCCCUCUGAUGAAGCCCAUGGUCAUGGACAUUAUCAAGGAAGAGAACAGCUCGCGCACUGAUGCCUCAGACUACGAAGCAAGUAAAACGACAGAGAGCAGGAUGAACAGGGAAAACCUGGCAGAGUCCACAUCCUACCUGAAAUGCUCCUUUGUUGCACCAAAAGUAGGUGCUGAGCCCCCGACAUCUGCCGUCAGCACCGAGGAGCUGAAGGAAAGAAUAAUACUGAAGAAACCCAUAGAAGAAACUGUUGUUAACCAAAGUAAAGUGUCUUCCAAGGACUCUGGCAAAAGAAGUCCCUUGGCUUCACCCCUACUGCCGUUUUUAAAUAAGCAGAAAG
Molecule: messenger RNA, 1466 nt
Organism: Cariama cristata (Red-legged seriema)
Lineage: Eukaryota; Metazoa; Chordata; Aves; Cariamiformes; Cariamidae
Product: reticulon-1-like
Exons: 3
Biological process (GO): brain development; endoplasmic reticulum tubular network formation; neuron differentiation
Cellular component (GO): postsynaptic density; neuron projection
Source: RefSeq, a predicted model, not a curated record